UCCAUAUAAAACAAACUCAUAUAAUGUUUACCUUCACUGCUACACUCACCCAAACAUUCCUCUAACAAUAUAUGUUUGCUGUUGACUCUCUUACAUAAUGCAACCUCCAUAAAUUAGCCAGACCUCCUCAUACUAGUAAGCUUUUUUUUGAAUUUUGAUUCCAUCCGUGGAAUUCUUCAGUUUAACUGCACAAAAAAUUAAUUUAGAGCAAUAAGCCAACGGAACUAUCUCUAAUUAUUUUUUUUAUUUCAUAAUAAACAUUAAAGUAGUUUACAUCUGUUGACUUGUUAAGUCAAUGGUUCAUGAGGUCAUGAGUAUAGACAAAGUUGAGUGAUUGGAAGCUAGCAUUUGUCACAGACUUGACAAGUUAUGUAUUGUUAUGUAUGUCCCGUUCCACAUGAAUAUAUAAUACAUUAUCUUUGGUUUGAAUUAGUCUCUGUUGAAUUCCCUGUCGUCAUUAUUUAUUUUUUGUGAUUAUAACCUACGCAUUGAUCAGUCUAAUUUCUAUCAGUUGCUUAUUAAUUCAUAAUGUCCUGAGCUUGUUGAAUCUUGACCAAACAUAUCAUAUGAUACAACAACUUCUGAUAUUCUCUGCUUCCAAUCAUGACGAUGAAUUCGAAUUCGAGGAGCUUUGGUGUAGUUUAUGUGGUGUUGAUGGUGCAGGUACUUGCAUGGACGAGGAGUGCAGUGGUGGUGGCAAGUGGGAAGUGCAUUGAGAGUGAAAGGCAAGCUCUGCUUUCUCUCAAACGUGGCUUCAAUGUCACCCAUGAUGAUGAUGAUUGGCUGUCUUCAUGGGGAGAUGGGGAGCAGCAGCAGGAGUGUUGCAACUGGGAAGGCGUCAAGUGCAGCAAUGUAACUGGCCAUGUUCUCAUGCUUCAUCUCCAUGGUUAUCACACUCUUGGCUCCAUAAGCCCAUCACUCAGUGAGUUACAUCAUUUGAAGUAUUUGGACCUUAGUGGUAAUCGUUUUACUCACACCCCAUCCCUCCCUCCUUUUAUUGGCUCUUUAACCUUUUUGACACACCUCAAUCUCUCUCGUUGUUAUUUCGGUGGAAACAUACCUCCUCAAUUGGGAAAUCUCUCCCAUUUAGUGUACCUUGAUCUUAGUUCCAGUAAUUUGGUUGGAGGAUUCCCUCUUCAACUCACAAAUAUGUCAUCCUUGACAUAUUUGGAUCUUAGUCUUAAUAAAUUCAAUGGAACACUGCCUCCUCAGCUUGGAAAUCUCUUAUCCUUAGAACAUCUUGAUCUACAUGGAAAUGCAUUCACUGGAACCAUUCCUCAUCAUUUCAGAAACCUUUCUUGUUUACAAUUUCUUGACCUCAGUCCCUAUGGCAAUGAUAAGGCGUUGUUGAGUUCUGACUUACAAUGGCUAUCUGAACUUUCAACCCUGAGGUAUCUUUCGCUUCCUUGGGUGAAUCUCAGUAGUGCCAGCAAUUGGCAGCAACAAGUGAGUAGCCUUUCUCAUCUUCAAUAUUUAAACUUGGGUCGUUGCAAUCUUAUUGAUUCCGUGUCCACUUCAUCACUUGCAUCCCCUGCUAAUUUCUCCACUUCUCUCUCAUAUGUGGAUAUCUCUUACAACUCUUUAAGGGAUGCAUCCUUCAUAUUUCCAUGGUUAAUGAAUUCCACUAGUAGCCUUGUUAUUCUCAGAAUGAAUGAUAAUGGUUUAUCAGGAACCAUACCAGGAACAUUUGGGAACUUGAGCCUCCUUGAGGAGUUAAAUCUUUCAAAUAAUCGGCUCAAAGGCCAAAUACCUGUAUCCUUGUUUCAUAGUUGCAAUUUGGCAAAACUAGACCUAUCCAGGAACAAGUUUACAGGGGAAUUUCAAGAAUUUAUUCAAGUAUUUUCUCGUUGUGCUCACAAACCCUUAGAAAUCUUGGAUUUGGGAUGGAAUGAAAUUACAGGGAUGGUGCCUGACCUCUCACAUCUUUCAUCUUUGGGAGCAUUAGGAGUUGAUAACAACAAAUUAAAUGGAAGCAUACAUGAAGGUAUUGGACAACUAUCCAACUUAUUUGAGUUAAGCCUUGCAAAUAACUUAUUGCAUGGUUUGAUAUCUGAAGCUCACUUUUCAAGGCUUUCAAAUCUUGAGUCUUUGGAUUUGUCUCAUAAUGCAUUUGCUUUCAAUGUUAGUGUCGAAUGGGUUCCCCCUUUCAAUUUAAGUGAGGCUAACUUGGCUUCUUGCAAUUUGGGACCUAACUUUCCAAAAUGGCUUCAGACUCAAAUGCAUGUUCAGCAAUUGGAUAUUUCACAAGCUCAAUUAUCUAGCCCAGUUCCUAAUUGGUUUUGGGAAGGCUUUUUCCGGAUAUGGAGUUUGAAUCUUUCUCACAAUCAUAUUAGAGGAAAAAUUGAAGGCAACCAUCACAGAGGAAAUAUUGAAUUUCAAACCAUUGACUUGAGCUCCAAUUUAUUUGAAGGUCCAAUUCCAGCAUUCCUUUCAACUGCUUCAGAAGUUUUUUUGUCCAAUAAUAGAUUUUCAACUGCAAAUCCUCUUUUAUGUGCAAACUCGUCCAAAUACACAAGAUUUAUGGAUUUGUCAAACAACUACCUUAGAGGAGAACUUCCGGAUUGUUGGAUGGGUUUCGAAUCAUUGGUCGUCCUGGAUUUGUCUGAUAAUCAUUUUUAUGGAAACAUGCCAAAGUCUCUGGGAUCAUUAAGAAAUAUCAAGUCAAUACAUUUAGAAGGGAAUAAUUUUUCAGGAGAGAUACCAUCAUCCCUGAAUAAUUGUACACAACUGCAAGUUUUUGAUGCUGCACAUAAUAAGUUGUCAGGAAGAAUACCAACCUGGAUUGGGGAUAAUAUUUCAAAGCUACUUGUACUUAGCUUACAUUCCAAUAGGUUUCAUGGAAACAUUCCAUUUAGCAUGUGCAAUCUCGAUGAAAUCCGUGUCUUGGACCUCUCUCUGAAUAUUCUGUCUGGCAGUAUACCUAAAUGCAUAAGUAAUCUGUCUGCUAUGGCCAAUCAAGCAAAUUCUGAUGACUAUCAUUAUGAAUUUGACACUAGUGUUUAUUCCCGUAGUUAUGCUGUACGUGGAGUUUCCGGAGUUUAUAAUGAUAGCGCAUCACUGACAUGGAAAGGGAAAAUGUCAAAAUAUGGAAGCACCCUUGGAUUGUUGAUAAGUAUUGAUUUCUCCAGCAACAGGUUAACAGGGGAUAUACCAACUGAGAUGAUGAGUCUUAUUGGCUUGGUUUCUUUAAAUCUUUCAAGAAACUUGUUUAGUGGACACAUUCCUCCGACUGUUGGACAGCUGAAGUCAAUAGAUUUUCUUGAUCUAUCCAGAAAUCAUUUGUCAGGAAGAAUUCCUUCACAACUUGCUCAGAUAGACCGUCUCAGUGUUCUUGACUUGUCAUACAAUGAUUUAUCUGGAGAAAUCCCACUUGGCACACAACUCCAAACUAGGGAUGCCUCUGCUUAUGCAGGAAAUCCAAAACUUUGUGGUGCUCCUCUCAACAAAACUUGUCCCAUACAUGGUCACCAGAUCAGUGAACAUGAUGCUUAUGGUGAUGAUGAACAAUUUGUAACCGAGGGGUUCUACAUUGCUAUGGCUGUUGGAUUUGUCAUGGCAUUUUGGGGAGUUUGCUUCUCGUUGAUUUUGAAGAAAUCUUGGAGAUAUGCCUAUUUCAAGUUAUUGAGUGAUGUCUAUGACAAGCUCUAUGUAUUUGUAGCAAUUAAGGUGGCCAAAUUAAAAAGGAUCAUAUCUCAAGUAUGAAGGCAAAAGAGAGUACACAGUAUCUUGUGUUGAAAAUUAAAAGAGCUUUGUUUGUGAUACAGCCAGAAUCUUCAUGCAUGUGGAUCCAUUUGUUAGUGAUGCUGUUAAUAUAAUAAGUGUUAUGUUUGUAUAUUUUAGCCCUCUUUAGGUUUUCUGCUGUAGCUGCAGAGUGGAGUGUGGAAGAGGAUGCUUUUUCAUAUUUCACCUGUAUUGCAUAACAUUUGUUAUAUGGGUAAUGGGUGUGAUUGUGAAACUUGGCCUUGUUUUAUUGCUGUAAUUUAUUUCCAGGGACGAUAUGAAGUGUUAGUUAUUACUUAUUAUGGAAGUGCUUGUGGAUUUGUGGUAGUUCA
Molecule: messenger RNA, 4052 nt
Organism: Arachis ipaensis
Lineage: Eukaryota; Viridiplantae; Streptophyta; Magnoliopsida; Fabales; Fabaceae
Product: receptor-like protein EIX2
Molecular function (GO): protein binding
Source: RefSeq, a predicted model, not a curated record